AUGCUGAGCCAGCACGACUCAAUGAGUCAACUCGCUCAGGACAUGUUCUCCCACGAAACCAACAACAACAACAUCAUCAUGCUUGCAGCCAUUAUUUCUCUCCUUCUCGUAAUCCUCUUCGUCCCUCCUUCUACAUGUCUACGCCAAAUGCUUCCUAGCUCACUCAACUCACUGUCAAUUCCCCGCGCCGGCAACCUCCGGCGAAUCAAUUGCCCAGUUUGUAGAUCUUUGAUUGUUGACGAUGAUUCUCGUGAUGCUGGUGUUGAGAUUGUGAUUGGUAGUCCAAGAAGUUAUGAGAUUAGUGAAAGUGGUUCCGUUUCUGUAUCAGAAACUUCUUUGUCUUUGUUUGGGUUUUCUUUCAAGAGAAUUAUUAGCAAAGUUUUUCUUUCUUCUCAUGUAAAUCAAUUAGAUCAUGCUUCACAAUGA
Vicia faba (fava bean) is the source of this 426-nucleotide messenger RNA. The record is from the annotation of a GenBank genome assembly. NCBI's taxonomy places the organism in Eukaryota, Viridiplantae, Streptophyta, Magnoliopsida, Fabales, Fabaceae.